Molecule: messenger RNA, 603 nt
Organism: Lathyrus sativus (Indian pea)
Lineage: Eukaryota; Viridiplantae; Streptophyta; Magnoliopsida; Fabales; Fabaceae
Source: the annotation of a GenBank genome assembly
AUGGAAGAGUCUCUUCCUCUCAGUGUCAUCCAUGUCAACAAGUUUUUACUUUUCAUCAACAGAUUACACAUACUCUUCCAUUCCAUUGCUCUCUCUUUCUUAUUCUAUUAUAGACUUACUUUCUUCUUUCAAAACUCAAAAACAAUACAAACUCCAUUUCUACCUUACUUUCUAGUCUUCUCGUCUGAAAUCAUUCUCUCCUUCAUUUGGUUUCUUGAUCAAGCUUUUCGAUGGAACCCGAUUAAACGAACUGUCUUUCCCGAAAGACUACCAGAGAACAAUAAGCUUCCUAACAUUGAUGUCUUCAUAUGCACUGCAGACCCAACUAAGGAACCUACAUUAGAUGUUAUGAACACUGUUUUAUCGGCUAUGGCAAUGGAUUAUCCACGUGAGAAACUUCAUGUCUAUGUUUCUGAUGAUGGUGGUUCGUCUAUUACAUUGAAUGGUAUGAAGGAGGCUUGGAAAUUUGCUACGUGGUGGCUUCCUUUCUGCACAAGAUACAGAAUUUCGUGUAGGUGUCCGGAGGCAUACUUUUCGGAUUCGGAGAAUUUGAUAGUGAGGAUUUUUCUGAGAAUGAUGAGUUUGUUACAGAUAAGAGAAUGA